AUGGGCAAGACCAAAGAGCUGUCAAAAGAGGCCAGAGACAAAAUUGCAGAGCUCCACCAAAGCUGUAAAAGGCUAUGGACAAUCUGGAAGCAGCUUGAGCACGACGAGUGCCUGAGCGGACUUCACGACUGCGACGAGAAUGCCUUGUGCUUCAACAUGGUUGGAGGACACAGCUGCUCUUGCAAGCCGGGCUACACCGGCAACGGAACCGUGUGCAAAGCCAUGUGCGACGGCUUGUGCCAGAACGGCGGGACGUGCCUGUCGCCCAACAACUGCGCCUGCCUGCAAGGAUUCACCGGGAAGAGAUGUGAGACAGACAUCGACGAGUGUGCCGACGGCUUCGUGGAGUGUGACAGUAAAUCCACUUGUGUCAACUUGCCCGGAUGGUACCACUGCGAGUGCCGCGAGGGUUUCCAUGACAACGGCUUGUUUUCUGCCAAUGGAGAGUCGUGUGUAGAUAUCAACGAGUGCAAGACGGGCGGGAACACCUGCGCCAACGACACCAUCUGCUUCAACCUGGAGGGAGGCUACGACUGCCGCUGCCCCCACGGACACAACUGCACCGGCGACUGUAUCCAUGACAACAAGGUCAAGCACAGCGGACAGGUGUGGGUGCUGGACAGUGACCGCUGCUCCGUCUGCUCGUGCCAGAAAUUAUUUAGUUUUGCAAGCCAAGUGUCGCAGCUCAUGAUCAUGGAGGUGCCCCUGAUGGAUGUGGAGGUCCUGAGCUUGUGUGGUCUGCAAUUGCAGUUUAUGGUAGAGAAGUCAGCAUGCCAACUGCACGCGCCCUCCAAACUUCAGAUUGGCCUUUUAUUGUGGGCAACCUAA
This is a messenger RNA of Nerophis ophidion (straightnose pipefish), 828 nucleotides long. Its product is annotated as protein kinase C-binding protein NELL2-like. Lineage: Eukaryota; Metazoa; Chordata; Actinopteri; Syngnathiformes; Syngnathidae. Gene Ontology annotation, molecular function: calcium ion binding. The coding region runs from base 1 to 828 and encodes 275 amino acids. The transcript has 7 exons. The record is from RefSeq and is a predicted model, not a curated record.